AUGAUUUCCGAAAAGUAUAUCGGCCUCAUUCUGGCCAUUACAUCCACAAUGGCGAUCGGUACUAGUUUCGUCAUUACGAAAAAGGGCUUGAUGCAAGCAUCCGAGCGGCAUGGCUUUGAAGGAGAGGGUUUCUCAUAUCUCAAGAGUCCCAUAUGGUGGGGAGGAGUGGUUACAUUGGCCGUUGGAGAAGUCGCCAAUUUCGCAGCCUACGCCUUCGCCCCCGCUAUCCUCGUCACGCCCUUGGGUGCGCUAAGUGUCCUGAUCGGUGCUGUUCUCGGAUCAUAUUUCCUCAAGGAAAGACUGGGUACACUUGGGAAACUAGGAUGUGCGAUGUGCCUCCUUGGCUCCGUUGUCAUCGUCCUUCAUGCGCCCCCAGACAAGCCGGUGGAGAGAAUUGACGAGAUUCUGGGCUACGCGCUGCAGCCAGGAUUCUUGAUUUACUGUCUCGCGGUUGCUAUCUUCUCUACCGUCAUGAUUUACCGCGUCGCCCCCGUUUAUGGCAGGAAGAACCCUCUGAUUUACAUCUCCAUCUGCUCCACAGUCGGCUCCGUCUCAGUCAUGUCAAUCAAGGCAUUUGGUAUUGCGGUGAAGCUCACGUUGGGAGGCAACAAUCAGUUCACGCAGGCUUCGACCUACGUUUUCAUGAUCGUCACGGGUUUUUGCAUUUUGACGCAGAUGAACUACAUCAACAAGGCGCUGAACCAAUUCUCUACUUCAAUCGUCAACCCCCUCUACUAUGUCACCUUUACGACUGCGACCCUGUGCGCCUCAUUUAUCCUUUUCAAGGGAUUCAACACCACCGACGCUGUCAACACCAUCUCCUUGCUCUGUGGAUUUUUGAUCAUCUUCUCCGGUGUAUAUCUUCUGAAUCUUUCCCGACACGACCCAGAUGGACGACACAUGCUCAACGCGAAACUUGACGAUGAAGGAAUCCCAACGGACGGAAUCGCCGGUUUCCAGACUCGGAGGUCCAUGCAAUCCCGCCGCAGCAACGAGCCUCAUCGCCGGAGCUCUUCGGGGGCUUACAUGAACGGGCACGGAGACCGUGAAGGGCUUAUGCGUGCCUAUGAUGUCGAGAACCAGGCAUUCGGGCUGUCCGACCUAGCCGGGGACAGCGACGGAGAGCCCGGUCCUACCUACAAGCGAAGCGAAGAAGUAGAUCAUUCUUCUCAUCAGCCCAACAAGCCUUCCGCACUAUAG
This is a messenger RNA of Aspergillus luchuensis, 1200 nucleotides long. Its product is annotated as DUF803 domain membrane protein. Gene Ontology annotation, molecular function: magnesium ion transmembrane transporter activity. NCBI's taxonomy places the organism in Eukaryota, Fungi, Ascomycota, Eurotiomycetes, Eurotiales, Aspergillaceae. Gene Ontology annotation, cellular component: membrane. The record is from RefSeq and is a predicted model, not a curated record. The transcript has 8 exons. Gene Ontology annotation, biological process: magnesium ion transport. The coding region runs from base 1 to 1200 and encodes 399 amino acids.